ACCCGAUAUAAGCUAAGGGGGGCUAUUCAGCAUUAAAAACGUGCUGAAAAAGCCGGCUUAUACUUGAGUAUAUAGGGUAUUUGUUUGUAGUUCUAUCAUUACCAUUAGAAACCUUCCUUCCAUAUCUGUCUUAACCAUGUGAGGGUGCCAGAGUUUGGGGAGAUAGAAUACCAGGCUAUUUCUUUUGGAAGAUCCCUCUGAUGCCAGUUCUUCUCCCGGUCGUUUUUGUUUUCAGCCUUACAGAAUCAAAGGGUAACAUUUCAGGCCAUCUGGAGACCCCUUGAAGGUUUCUUCCCAAAGGCAUCCAAGGAAGACCUUUUCUUUCCAUGGCUUCCAGUUUUCUUAAGAUUUCCUUGAGCCUAGCUAGUUCUUCUUCUGUUGCUGAAAAUCAUCCCCUGGAUGGAGGAAAAAGAAGGAAAGGGGGAAGUGGGCAAAGGGGAAAGGAGUUGGCAGGAAGGAGGCUUUGUGGCUGGAGCGGUGCCUGUCUUUGCAUCUCAUCAUGGGCUCUACCGAGGGAAUGCAUGGAAUGGAUGGAACGUAGUUCAGCAUGGACUCAUUUUGUGAAGAUCCCAACAAACUUCAAUUUGGUUUUGAAAUUAGCCAGUUGGAAAUGCAGGUCCUUGUGAGAUUGGAAGAUUCAUUUGGGAAAUGUGGCCGGAGUGACCCUUUGAGAUGCUGAGGAAACAGAGUUGGGAGUCCCUGUGGCAUGAAAGAUAACGACACAACCAAUAAAGAAAUCCUUGUUCCUUUGAGCAUUUAGCACAAUUCUGGUAAUUACCAUGAUCCAGAAUAUGUUACACCCUUGAAUGUUGGGAGGAGUUCUGCCUGCCUGCCUUCUGUUCCUUUAACCACGUUUGGGUCUGACCCAAUGAAAUGGCUGUGGCCCUCCAAUAUGGGGGAAAGGGUUCAGUUCCCUCCUUCCGUGAUUCCUUCCUUAUCUUAUCCCUUCCUUCUGUGUUUCCUCGCUUCCAUCUUUCCUUUCUUCUUUCCUUUUUCGCUUUGUUUGCCUUGAGCCAGAGGUAUGCGGAAAAAGGAUUCCUCUCAAGGGGCUGAUCCUGCAGAAUUCCUACAUUCACUUUGGAUUAUAGAGUACAACCAUAGAGUCGGAAGAGACUGCAUGAGGCACCCAGUCCAGGCCUCUGCCGUGCAGGGAAAGCGCAAAGUACCCUGGACAGAUGAGCAUGUGGUCUCUUUAAAGGAUUCCAAAGGAACCUCCACUACUUUUUGAGGCAGAGAGUUCCACCGCUGAACAACUCUUACAGUCAGGAAGUUCUUCUUAAUGUUCAGAUGGAAUCUACUUUCCUGUAAUUUGAACCCACUACUGUGAGUAAUCAGAAAGGGAAAAACAAGAAUCAAGUGUCCAUUUUGGAAUUAAAUGUACAUAGCACUGUUGACAUGGAGGAGAAAGCAUAUAAAUGUAUCGAAUGUGGAAAGAGCUUUGGUCAGCAUGGAAACCUGAAGACACAUCAAAGGACUCACACUGGGGAGAAACCCUAUAACUGCCUGGAGUGUGGACAGAGCUUUUCUGCUAGUUCAACUAUACGUAAACAUCAAAGGACUCACACUGGGGAGAAACCCUAUAACUGCCUGGAGUGUGGACAGAGCUUCACUGAGAAGGGACACUUACAAAGACAUCAAAGGACUCACACUGGGGAGAAACCCUUUAAAUGCCUGGAGUGUGGACAGAGCUUUUCUGCUAGUUCAACUAUACGUAAACAUCAAAGGACCCACACUGGGGAGAAACCCUAUAACUGCCAGGAGUGUGGACAGAGCUUUGCUCGGAGUUCAGGUCUACAUUCACAUCAAAAUACUCUCACUGGGGAGAAACCCUAUAACUGCCUGGAGUGUGGACAGAGCUUUGCUGAUAGUUCAGCUCUACGUCAACAUCAAAGGACCCACACUGGGGAGAAACCCUAUAACUGCCAGGAGUGUGGACAGAGCUUUGCUCGGAGUUCAGGUCUACAUUCACAUCAAAAGACUCUCACUGGGGAGAAACCCUAUAACUGCCUGGAGUGUGGACAGAGCUUCACUCAGAAGGGACACUUACAAAGACAUCAAAGGACUCACACUGGGGAGAAACCCUAUAACUGCCUGGAGUGUGGACAGAGCUUUGCUAAGAGUGGAGAUCUACGUUCACAUCAAAGAACUCAUACUGGGGAGAAACCCUAUAAAUGCCUGGAGUGUGGACAGAGCUUUGCUAAGAGUGGAGAUCUAUGUUCACAUCAAAGAACUCAUACUGGGGAGAAACCCUAUAAAUGCCUGGAGUGUGGACAGAGCUUUGCUCGUAGUUCACAUCUAAGAACCCAUCAAAGGACUCACACUGGGGAAAAACCCUAUAAGUGCCUGGAGUGUGGACGUAGCUUUACUCAGAGUUCAGCUCUACGUUCACAUCAAAGAACUCAUACUGGGGAGAAACCCUAUAAAUGCCUGGAAUGUGGACAGAGCUUCACUCAGAGUUCAGAUCUACAUAAACAUCAAAUGACCCACACUGGGGAGAAACCCUAUAAAUGCCUGGAGUGUGGACAGAGCUUUACUCAGAGUUCAGGUCUACGUUUACAUCAAAGGACUCAUACUGGAGAGAAACCCUAUAAAUGCCUGGAAUGUGGCCAGAGCUUCUCUCGUAGUGGAAAUCUACGUAGACAUCAAAGGACUCACACUGGGGAGAAACCGUAGAAAUGCAUGGAGUGUGGACAGAGCUUUUCACGGAAUAACAUUACACAUAGACAUCAUACAAUUCACCCUGGAGAGAAUAGUGUUAAUUGACCCCAGAGUGUCAUUCUAACAUGUACAAAAGCAACUCUUGCAUAUUAUGGAGAUGCAAGCUCAAAGUUGGGGCAUUUCAUCAAAUGUGGUGUAUUGUAGAAAGACUGAAUUAAAAUACGUUCCUUUCUGGAAGUAAUUAAGGUUAAAUGAAACUAGAGUUUUAUAUGUUGAGAAUGUUGGAUGAUGAAUUAGAAUGCAAACAUGUUUGGUCAUUCGCUUGUUUUGUUCUGAGCCCAAAGGGUGUUCAGGGAAGAGUGAGGUCUGUGAGAUCCAGGAGGCCCUUCAGAGACCACGUCUGGUUGCUUUGCUGGGAAGUCAUGCAAACACGUUCACACAAAAGGGAAGGUUGGAAGAUUUGGUUCAUACAGAUUUUAAGUUAAUAACUUUUUAAAAAAAGAAGAUAAAAUUUGGAAACUUGAAUUAUUAAGUCUGGAGUUGAAAACAUGACACAAUUCAGACAAUGGUUUGUGACACAACAACAACACUUCUAGUGAACUACAGCUCCCACCAUGGUGGGUCAGUUCCCCCCAAACCCCUCCAGUAUAUUAAGUUAGUCUUGGUGGUUCUGUGUGCCACAUUUGGUCCCGGUCUUAUUGUCGGUGGUGGUCCCAGUGUCUCUGGAUGCAGGUGAACUCUAAAUCCCAGUAUCUACAACUCCCAAAGCUUACCAGUCUUCCAAAUUGGCCAUAUCAGGUAUGCUUGCCAGGCUUAUCUUACCUUUGAUACACAAGCACCCAGGCUGUUCAGGACACUAUACCUCCCUGCUACUUGUAGAUACUCAUUCAGCUACAAAUGACAAUGUUGCAAAGUUUUGUGCAUCCAAAAUGCGCCAGGGGAUGUCGGGUCCCAAAAGUUACCUAUGUCUCCAGUAAUCAUCUCUCUUGGUUCUAUAACUGGCUGAUGGGCCUCUGCGUUGUAUGUUUUUGCCCUGUUUCCCCUUCCGCUUCCCCCCCCCCCCCCUCGGUUAUUGUGCUUUAGUAUCUUUAUAUUUUAAAUGUACUAAACGUACCAAGUUUGUAUGUAACUGUGACCUUUAUUUCCUGUGCUGGUCUAUGACCGAAAUAAAUGAUGUGAUUUGAAA
Molecule: messenger RNA, 3844 nt
Organism: Anolis carolinensis (green anole)
Lineage: Eukaryota; Metazoa; Chordata; Lepidosauria; Squamata; Anolidae
Product: zinc finger protein 135-like
Exons: 1
Coding region: 1396-2673 (425 amino acids)
Biological process (GO): embryo development; urogenital system development; regulation of transcription by RNA polymerase II
Cellular component (GO): nucleus
Molecular function (GO): RNA polymerase II transcription regulatory region sequence-specific DNA binding; DNA-binding transcription factor activity, RNA polymerase II-specific
Source: RefSeq, a predicted model, not a curated record